Messenger RNA from Macroventuria anomochaeta, 345 nucleotides. RefSeq lists its product as uncharacterized. Bases 1 to 345 code for a protein of 114 amino acids. The transcript has a single exon. The record is from RefSeq and is a predicted model, not a curated record. NCBI's taxonomy places the organism in Eukaryota, Fungi, Ascomycota, Dothideomycetes, Pleosporales, Didymellaceae.
AUGCCAGCCUCAACACGCGCCAGCACCGGCAAUAGCAAGCCGCGCAUCGUGCAGCAGAUCGAAAACGCCGUCAUACCAAAGAAGCGCACAGCUACCACGGCCAACACGUCGAAGCCUCGCACAACCACCGGCCGCGUCGCGAAGCCCAAGGCCACAGCUACCACUACCGGGCCGAGGACUAAGGUCGUUAAGAAGAGACGCACUCCUACGGAGAAGGCGAAGGAUAAGGUCGUAGGGACUGCAGAGAAGCUGGUGGGUGAGGUCGAGGGGAAGCCAGGCAAGAAGGCGGCUGGGACGAGGAAGGCAAGUGGGACCGGUGCAGGGUCAACGAGGAGAAGAGUUUGA